Messenger RNA from Prorocentrum cordatum, 1857 nucleotides. Lineage: Eukaryota; Dinophyceae; Prorocentrales; Prorocentraceae. The record is from the annotation of a GenBank genome assembly.
AUGCGCCAGCUAUCGAAUGCCGCGCGCAUCGAGCUUGGGAUUAAUCCCCCCCUCCGUUGGCAGCACGUUGCUAAGAAUAAGUCGUUGGUGGGCCGGGCCCAAGGGCUACUGGCGCCAGUUAAUGGCUCUGAGCGAUACGUGACAAUCGGGCGCGGACACACCGCGGCUUUUUGCAAGCAGGCAGGGGUGCAGGGCAGGGCGUCUGAGACGGCGUUACAAAUGCUUAAUUCAGAUCUGAUUGACGUGCAGAAGUUGUGCCAGAACGCGCAAUUCAAACUCAUGGUUGAGAAAGGCUGGGCGUGGGAGGUGGUCCCAAGUAUCAUUGGCGAGCUUUUCCCAGGCUUUGCCCAUGUAGCCCAGGAAGCUUUGAACACCCAGAAUCACAUCGGCACGGAGGUCGGAGAGCUGGAGACUUGCAUGACUUCGGCGGCGAGUGCCAAUGACCCAGGGAUGCGCGAGCUCGCGGGCUGGAAGGAUACGGCUAUCGAGAACGUAGUUUCGCUCAACGUGCCGAGCGCAAAAUACAGCAAGACCUUGCUUGACUUCGUCGGAAAUUUCGGCGGUGGCGACGGCGCUCCCCUUGUUUCGUUCAUGGACUCUGUUGCAAAGCAACGUGGUUGCAACGCUACGCUGGGGCAAACUCCUUGGGAAGCGCUGGCCCACGCAGUUUUCGCAUCGAAGACCAACCUGCAUCCUUUGAUUCGGGUGGCGGUUGCAAUUGCAAACCUCACGGGCGACAAGGUUGAGGACGGCGUGGCGCGCUUGUUCGUGAAGAAUGACGUCGCGAAGCUUGCCGGCAAGCCUAAGAUGGCUGAAGCAGGUGCUGCUGAGCGAAUUCUUGACGAAGCCAUGGGCGUCGCAAAGGGGCUCGGCGGCAUCGAUGCGGCGUUGGAGCCGUUAGGGCAGCUAUUCGUGAGGGCUGCGUUAAAGCUCGCGGGAAAGGAGAGGAUGGGCCGGGAGGGCAAAGAGUGCAAGUGGGGCGACAUUCGCAACGCAUUCUUGCACAGCCUCAGCUGCCUUAAGGGUCGGGCCAUCACGUUCGACGACGCGGCGACGCUCGACGACCACAAGGACCCGACAUGGAUUGCCAAGAGGGCUGGGUAUUCGGCCGGGCUCUUCGCAGUCCAGAAGGCCAUUGCACCUUCAGCCCAGAGGGUUUACACUAUCUUCAGCACCGGCCAGACCGUCAAGCUCCACGAAGCUGUCAAGCGCGACGCGGACCGAGAGCCACACACGGCUGAGAUUACCUUGGCCGAUCUUCUUGAGCAGUGGGUUGUUUCGAAAGUUGAGCCGCCAAGGCAGAUGGGCGGUGAUCAGCAGCGCCCGCAGCAGCUGUACAUCGACAAGCAGAAGGCUGCUUUGUACCGAGCCCUCCUCGAGCUAGAUGCUAAGCACCUGGGCAAGCAUAAGCUGGCCUUCUGGCGGAAGCCAGAUGAGGUUCGGACCACGAGCGCGAUCAAGCAGGGUCAGCUUACUUUGGUACCAGCGGCACCAUUUAUCAACAUAAGCACGAAGAACGCUGGGUCUGGCAUUUCACUUGGCGAUCACGCAAUUGACAGCGAUACCACGCUUGAGUUGUUCGUGCUGCCUGUGGCGAGGCCGCGCGACAAUGGUGCCACCAAGUUUCACGAAGCCGCAUUCGUGGCUGCACACUGGUGGGUCGGGACAACCUUCUAUAAUAAGCAAGCCAAUAUGGCUUCGAGGCAUGUGCCACACGGUGGCUUCAUGUUGCCUGUGCUGACCAACGCUGUCGACGUCGGGCCCAACGUAAAGCUCCAGAUGUUCGUCAAGCCAAAGGCUAAGGCGGCGCCGAUCCACGAGCAGAGCGCUAGCGCCAAGAAGCAGAAGAAGUCUUGA